Molecule: messenger RNA, 1861 nt
Organism: Athene cunicularia (burrowing owl)
Lineage: Eukaryota; Metazoa; Chordata; Aves; Strigiformes; Strigidae
Gene: CYSRT1
Product: cysteine rich tail 1
Exons: 1
Coding region: 231-653 (140 amino acids)
Source: RefSeq, a predicted model, not a curated record
CCCUCCUGCCUCCCCUCCCAGCUGUGCCAUCAGGGCCACACGACCAAAGUCUACAGUUUGAAUGUCAGGGUGCCCCGGGGCUGGCAGGGAGGGGGGGGCACAGCUCUGCACCCUGCUCCCAAACCAGUGGGGUCUGCUGGGGGUCACCUCCCCGUGCCGCGAGAACAACCCCCCACUGGCCCCACCUGCACCCCGGGUUAAGGGGGUCUCUGUCUCACAGGAGGUGGGCAAUGCCAGCCAGGCCGCGUGUGUUGAUGACGAGCAGGGAGAUGGAUCGCGGCGUCAGCCUGGAGAACCCCUAUGCCAGCAUCAACAUCCCACGGGACCAGUUCCAGCAGAGCUUCAUCACUCGCUACCUGGAGGACAAGCCCACCGUCAUCGCCAACCCCGCAGCUGUGCCCACCUAUGGCGUGGAGGAGCAGGCAGAUCCCGCUGGCAGCUGCAACAGCCCAACCAUUUCCACCAAGAAGUCCUGGUCCCGCCCCUACAACCCCUAUGCCAGCCUGAGGAUGCCCAACAGGGACUCGCCCGACUCCUUCUACACCGUCACCCUGGACAGGCCACCCAAGGGCCAAGAGUGGGAGGCUGGUGGGCGAUGUGGCUGCUGCAAGUGCCACCCCUGCUGCAGAAAGUGCUGCUGUGUCGUCUCCUAAGGGCCCUCGCUGCACGUGCAGGAUGUGCUGACCAUGGGAUGGGGCCAGGUGGCCCCGCGGGGAUGUGGUUGCCUGGCCUGGGCACCUUGGGGAGCUUCCCCUGCACCCAGCAGAGCUGGCAGCUGGGAGGUGGCACUGGCUGGACUGUGCCAUUGCUUUUCACCUGUGAGUUCUGCAGCCAGGUAUGCCAGUGAUAGGCACCUGCCAGGUCCUGAGAGCCCAGUGUGGGGGAGAAGGACAGGUACCCCCUGCCCUGCUGAGGCCCAGGAGCCUUGAGGAUGAUGUGUGCCAAUGCAGAUGCCACGAAGUGCCUACGCUGGGGACAGGGCAGCACUCUGAGCCUGCGAUCCUGUACACUGACUCUGCCAGUCUGCCCUGGCUGGGAAGCCUCCAGCUCUGGGAAGGUGGAGGCAUUGCCUGCCUGCCGGAGGGCAGGUUUGGAUGCUGGCAGCUCUGUGUGCAUGGCGGAGGAGGGCAUCGUCAUCGAUGUCUCAGAAUGGUGGAGAGGAGCCAGGGACGUGCCCCCAGCCAGGAUCAGGACCUACCUCCCCAGAACUGAGCGGUCCCCCCACCCACGGCGUUCUGGGGUUGCUGCAGUGCCUUGUGCCAAGCUCUGGCUGGGUACCGCUCCUCCUUGAUGGCCAUACUGCCCAUGGGACAGAGGGAAGGAGACAGGAAGGACAGACAGACAAAGUGUGUCAGGGCUCCAGAGCAGCACCUGAUGGCACAGCAUAGGCGUGGGAAGCCCCUGGCUCCACUCAGUUCCUCCUGCCAAGCUGGAGGGUGCUGGGCACAACCCCUCACCCCAUCCGCAUCCCGGCUCGGAGCUCCACACUGUGCUGGGGGAGUGGAGGGCUGGCCCAGCUCCAGCAGCGAGGUAGCACUGGGGCACCCAUUUGGAACGCAGAUCCCCAUCGUUCACCUUCUGCGACUUCCUGGGCAUUGAGGAAGGCAAGGGAGGAGCCUGCUGGCCUCUUCGCAGCAUGCUGGGGUGGGUCCCGGCUGGAUUUUUGUCUGGGGUUGAUGCCGCCAACCUGGAACAAACGCGCUGUUGUGUUGGUGUCCCAUCCCACGGGCGGCUGCGCUGCCAGGCGGCAGCUGCGUAAGCACCAGGGCUGCUGCAGGAACUGCCUGGUCUGGAGGGCAGGGGCUUGGAAAGAGCGCGUGUGUUAGAUGACUUCAGGGUGCUGCAAAUAAAUUUACAACCA